Molecule: messenger RNA, 3044 nt
Organism: Centropristis striata (black sea bass)
Lineage: Eukaryota; Metazoa; Chordata; Actinopteri; Perciformes; Serranidae
Gene: ubash3ba
Product: ubiquitin associated and SH3 domain containing Ba
Exons: 14
Coding region: 679-2607 (642 amino acids)
Molecular function (GO): protein binding
Source: RefSeq, a predicted model, not a curated record
CAACUUUUUCCACCAUCCAGCCCUACCUCGGCGCUUUUCCCGCACACUGCCUCGACUAAUGCGAUCAAAUUUAGCGCACAAGCUUAACAACAGUUCGUCUGACCGAGCAGGGUGUGUGUUUCUCUCAGUUUGACCCGUAAUCCGCCUGAAAGCCGCGCAGACUUCCUGUCCUCUCUCGAAAACCGUGUACUGUCCCUUUAAUUCGAAGGGGCCGCGCAGUCGGAGCUAUCGUUCACAGGCUGGAGCGCCGCUCACUCAAGAUCCAUUCAUAAAUAAGACAUCGUGUGGAAAAAGGGAGCUCAAACAGCAUCUGAUUUUUCAUUCAGCUGGUCCGGUGUAUGUGCGAGGGUCGAGCAGGAGCCGGACAUGUUAGCCCGGGUCGGGGACUGUGUAUCGGGGGCACGGCUGAGAGAGCAGGACUGACUUCCCAUGGCUGACCCCCCUGCUGAAGGUUUUGACUUUAUGUGUGAGCCGUCAGGAGGAAGCUUGAUCCAGCUCAGAGCAUUUGUCAAACCCAGAGAAAUGCUCGUGUUUUCUACGUGCUUCCGCCUCACACAAACCACCCUCGAUUAAAACACCCCUGCCGCUUCCAUCUUAAUUUAUUUUUAAUUAUUUUUUAAAUAAAUGACAAUACGCCAGAGGAGCAGAGGACCUGACACGCCGAUGGAGCAGUGAGUUAUGGCAGCUAAAGAGGAACUGUAUGCCAAAGUGACGCCGAGGAGGCAGCGCCAGAGCCGGCCGAGCACCGUCAAACAUGGGUCCACUCUGGACGUGCUGCUGUCCAUGGGCUUCCCCAAGACCAGGGCCCUGAAAGCUCUGGUUUCAACAGGAGGGAAGAACGUGCAGGCAGCGUGUGACUGGCUCUUCUCCCACGUGGACGACCCGUUCUUGGACGACCCUCUGCCCAGAGAGUAUGUGUUGUACCUGCGGCCCAGCGGACCGCUGCUCCAGCAGCUCUCGCACUUCUGGCAGCAGUCCCGCCUCUCCUGUGGCAAGAACAAGGCGCACAACAUCUUCCCCCACAUCACCCUCUGCCAGUUCUUCAUGUGUGCCGAUGGGAAGGUGGAGGCUCUGGCCGACGCUCUCCAGACCACUGUAGCCAAGUGGAAGGGCCGUAUCCCCAUGCCCCUCCCGCUGGAGCUCUACACCUCCUCCACCUUCAUCGGCCUUUUUGUAGAGGAGCAGAUGGCAGAAGUGCUGAAGACUUUCGCUUCCGAUUUUGCAACCGAAGCAGCAGCAAAAGCAGAUGUUCAUGUCGAGCCUCAUAAGAAACAACUUCAUGUCACUUUGGCGUACCACUUCCAAGCCAGUCACCUUCCAGUUUUGGAGAAGUUGGCCAAAACCGUGGACGUGUCUUCCGGCUGUGACUGGUUGGCUGUGCUCUUCUCCAGAGACAUUCGGUUCGCCAAUCAUGAGACGCUGCAGGUCAUGUACCCAUAUGCGCCUCAGAAUGACGAUGAGCUGGAGCUGGCACCGGGAGACUUCAUCUUCAUGUCUCCGGUGGAGCAGAGCAGCGCCAGUGAAGGCUGGGUGUACGGCACCUCGCUGGGCACGGGGCUGUCGGGCCUGCUGCCCGAGAACUACGUCAACCGCGCUGAUGAGUCCGAUACCUGGGUCGUCCACGGGUCUCACUCUAUGCUCACCUGUGCCUCUCCGUCUAACUCUGGCAACGCCGUGGCUGGCUUGUUAUUUGACGGACAGCUGAAUGAGACUCUGCUGGACAGUCUCGUGGAUCCUCACAGCCUCACCGGCCUCUGUCCUCCUAUGCAGGUGUCGAGGCCAACCAGUCAGUCCUCCCUGUCCAAGAUGAGGCUGUUUGUGUGUCGCCACGGGGAGAGGAUGGACGUGGUGUUUGGGAAACACUGGAUCACUCAGUGCUUCGACUCCAAAGGCCGAUACAUUCGCUCAAAUCUCAACAUGCCAUCCAGUCUGCCAGCUAGAAGCGGAGGUUACCGUGACUACGAUAAGGAUUGUCCAAUUACUGUGUUUGGCUCCACCCAGGCUCGUCUCGUAGGUGAAGCCCUGUUGGAAAGCCACACAACAAUAGACUUUGUUUACUGCUCUCCUUCCCUGCGCUGCGUCCAGACUGCUCAGCACAUUCUGCAGGGGCUCCAGCAGGAGGGAAAGACAAAAAUCCGUGUGGAGCCUGGCUUGUUUGAAUGGACCAAGUGGGUCUCAGGCACAUGUUUACCUGUGUGGAUCCCUCCAGCUGAGCUGGCUGCUGCUAAUCUGAGUGUGGACACAACAUACAGACCUCAUAUUCCCAUAAGUAAACUGUCGGUGUCUGAGAGCUAUGACACCUACAUCAGCAGGAGCUUCCAAGUAACCAGAGAGAUCCUGGCAGACAGCAAAAACCAUGGAAACACGGUCCUGAUUGUGGCCCAUGCUUCCUCCCUGGAGGCUUGCACUCGUCAGAUACAAGGCCUCAGCCCCCAGAACUCCAAGGACUUUGUCCAAGUUGUCCGAAAGAUUCCUUACUUGGGCUUUUGUGCCUGUGAAGAACUGGGAGAGACCGGGGUGUGGCAGCUGAUCGACCCACCCAUCCUGCCUCUGACACAUGGACCCAAUCACAGUUUCAACUGGAGGGAAUUGCUAAUGCAAGACUGAAGGAUAUGCUUUUUUUUUUUUUUUUAGCUCUUUGUUUUUUGGCAGCUCUGAACUGCUGAAAAAAUAUUUAUUUUUAACUUGCUCUUCUGCUAAAAACAAAAAAAAAAUCCAGCCCAACUACCAAAAAACAAAAAAACAUGUCUGGCUUCCGUCAAAAAGACAUCAUGCAAAAAGAAAAUUUGCAUUCAUUGAAGCAAAUGCAUUCAGACACACUGCUCAGGAAUGAGAAAAUAUAGUUUGUGUGGUAGCAAAAAUGACUUAAAGAGUGGAGGGCAGGUUGUUGCUUCAUCAUCUUUGUCCGAAAUGUGGAGGUGCUACAAGAAAUGUGGAGACUUCUUGACGGUUGCCGGUGAAUCAGGUGUCGUUAUCUGAGGCGGUUUGUGUUCUGCUGCCUUCUCACACACUGUGACAAGAAUCAGAUGAGAAAGAUUCAGAAA